CGGGUCAUUAGUGGAUACGGCGGCCGCGGGGGUAGUACCAGCGGCGUUUAGCUAGCUCGGCCUUGUCCAGGCUCGAGGCUCCGCUCCAUCAUGGCUCCCAAAGGCGGCUCCAAGCAGCAGUCCGAAGAGGAUUUGCUUCUGCAGGAUUUCAGCCGCAACCUCUCGGCCAAGUCCUCCGCGCUCUUCUUCGGGAAUGCCUUCAUCGUGUCCGCCAUCCCCAUCUGGUUAUAUUGGCGAAUAUGGCAUAUGGAUCUUAUUCAGUCUGCUGUUCUCUACAGUGUGAUGACCCUAGUAAGCACUUACUUGGUAGCCUUUGCAUACAAAAAUGUGAAAUUUGUUCUCAAACACAAAGUAGCACAGAAGAGGGAGGAUGCUGUUUCCAAAGAAGUGACUCGAAAACUUUCUGAAGCUGAUAACAGAAAGAUGUCUCGAAAGGAAAAAGAUGAAAGAAUCUUGUGGAAGAAGAACGAAGUUGCUGAUUAUGAAGCUACAACAUUUUCCAUCUUCUAUAACAACACCCUAUUCCUGGUCUUGGUCAUUGUUGCUUCCUUCUUUAUAUUGAAGAACUUCAACCCUACAGUGAACUAUAUUUUAUCCAUAAGUGCUUCAUCAGGCCUCAUUGCCCUCCUGUCUACUGGCUCCAAGUAGACCGUGCCGGCUUUGCCCCCUGGCUUUGUAUCUACGGGUGGCCUGUGGUAUAUGGAAACGCAGCAGGGUGGUCAGGGUGAGAGACACACAAGAUGUUUUUAUAGUCUUCAGUUGGAGGGUUUGAAAAACCCAACAAAAUGUAAUUCAGUAUUUGUUUAUUGGCUCUUUUUUGACAGAUUGUUGAAAUUAAAUGAAUUGAAAGGGAAACUCAGAGUGCCAGGACAUUUUUUAAAAGGUAAAAGUGUCUUGCAAUGUGCUUAAAUCACAAGAGGAGAAAAUAACUUGUUUCCUUGAUCUGUCAGAGGUCACAGUAACCUGGACUGAGCUGUUAUUGUUAAAAUAGUAGCAACAAGUUAAUAGGUGGUUCUUUGUGUUCUAACCACAAUAUUACAACUUCUGUGAACCAUAAAUAUCAGAAUGAAGAAUCCUUUUCCCCCUGGGGAUUGAACAGAAGCCUCAUGUUUACAAAUCUCUGAAUUUGUGAUUUGAAAUAACUCAGAGUUAAAAACAAGGUCUCCAAUUUGGGGCAGAGAAACUUGUGGAAAAGUUUUUUUUUGUUUUCUUUUCUUUUUUUUUUUUUUUUUUUAACAGAAGAGAGUCAGCCAGGGUAAUAACCUAAAAUUAGUGGCCAGGCAUCUGAGAGUUGUCCCGUGGGGUUAAAGCACAUACUGUUCAGCUAUAUAGCCCUGCCUUGGGCGGCCAGGGAGGUCAGCUCAACCCUACCAUGUUGGUUUGACCUGACCUGGAGACUGGAGUCAUUGUUUUCCUUGCCUAGGGUCUCACAUCAC
Zalophus californianus (California sea lion) is the source of this 1436-nucleotide messenger RNA. It is a transcript of the gene SSR3, whose product is annotated as signal sequence receptor subunit 3. Lineage: Eukaryota; Metazoa; Chordata; Mammalia; Carnivora; Otariidae. The transcript has 5 exons. The record is from RefSeq and is a predicted model, not a curated record. Gene Ontology annotation, cellular component: membrane; endoplasmic reticulum. Gene Ontology annotation, biological process: SRP-dependent cotranslational protein targeting to membrane. The coding region runs from base 91 to 648 and encodes 185 amino acids.